AUGAAUCUAUUUCUUGCAGACGAUGUAGAUGACAGUAGCUACGUUGUGCACACUUCGGUGGAUUACACAAACUGUUUAGUUCCUGGAUUAGAUAAAAUUAUGGCAGCGUCUUACUACUGGGGUGUUAUGGAUCGCUAUGAAGCGGAAGACCUCUUAGAUAAUAAGCCUGAAGGAACAUUUUUGCUCAGAGAUAGUGCUCAGUCGGAAUAUCUUUUCUCUGUAUCUUUUAGACGAUAUAAACGCACUUUGCAUGCACGAAUUGAACAGAAGAAUCAUUACUUCAGCUUUGACUUUUCUGACACAACCUUGUAUUCUGCACCCACUAUUACUGAUCUCAUUGCUUACUAUAAUGAUGCGACUAAAGGUGCUAUAGCUAGUAUGGUUACGUACGACGGUGUGGAUCGGUUGAAUUUGCCGCAAAUGUUGAAGAACUACAUUAAAGUAUAUUAUUAUAAGCAUCCGGUAAAAACAACAAACCACGCUCCUCCAUUUGAAGUGCCUCAUGGCCGAACUUCAAAUCUAACGCACAAGACGUCUAGUCGUCUGAAAAAAAUUAAUAGGCAUGUAUUGGAUUCAUAA
Enterobius vermicularis (human pinworm) is the source of this 579-nucleotide messenger RNA. NCBI's taxonomy places the organism in Eukaryota, Metazoa, Nematoda, Chromadorea, Rhabditida, Oxyuridae. The record is from the annotation of a GenBank genome assembly.